UUUGUGCGUCAAGGAGGAAGUUUCGUAGCAAACAGCCGAAACAUGAGCAGUGACUCUGGUCGUCGCCUGGUCUCCGCUCGUCGCCGUGUCACAAGUGACUGAUGAAUCCAGAGCAGGAUGUCCGCCGACCUCACGCUACACUUCGACCCCCAGCAGCCGGCCAUGGAGCCGGGCGGCCUCUCCAUCGACCAGGGCGGAGAGUGGGACAUAAGCCUGUUUGAUGAGCUGGACAACCUGGGAGAUGCAGCUGAGCUGCUGGAGGCCCUCGAGAACGCCGGCUAUGCCAGUGCCGGUCCAGAUCUGGACUUCGACAUCGACAUUCCUCUGUGGAAUGAAGUGGACGCAAGCAGCACCUGCACAGAUGGUGAGGUGAGCGUGGACUCUCUGUCACCUGCCCACACUCUGAGCUCCGUCCCCUCUCCUGCCUCGGUGGAAGCCUUGUCCCCGUUCUCCUUACAGGAUGAGGCCCUGUCACCGCAGUCGCAGCCUUCCCCUGUUUCAGUCUGCUCAGAGUCCAGUGGCUUCUCUGAAGUCUCUAUUCCAGCCAAGAAAGCUGCAAAGAGGACCAGUCAGGCAUCACGAGCCAAACCAGCUCAGCCAAUCAAGAGGCCGAUUCAGAUCGGCCCGAAGGUUUCCAUCCAGCCCAAACCGCUGAUUACAGCUGUGCCUUUGGCUCAAGCGGCAGCGCCUUUGCAGGCCAAGACAAUCAUCAUCCAGCCUCUGCAGACCACCGUGCUGCCUGUGGUCAAAGCAGCUCCGGUCACCAUCCAACCAGCGCCCCCCCCAGGUCGUCCUAUCCUGCUGUCUCAGCCAAGCCAGUUACUGCAGAUCCAGACACCGCAGGCCGUCCCUGGCAACGUGGUCGCCAUGCCAACGCUCAGCCAGGACAAGCCUGUCCCCGUGGCGGCUCCACCGGUGGUUUCUGUGGCGCUCCGGGCACCUUCCUCGGAUGAUGAUUCAAAGUUGUCCCAGAGGCAGCAGCGCAUGAUAAAGAACCGCGAGUCGGCCUCCCUGUCUCGGAAAAAGAAGAAAGAGUACCUGCUCUCGCUGGAAGCUCGCCUGAAAGUGGCGCUGUCCGAGAACGAGGCGCUCAAGUGUGAGAACGGCAACCUGAAGAGACAGCUGGAGGGCCUGCUGAGCGAGAAUACGGUGCUGCAGGCGACAGCCCCCAAGAGGAGGGCGGUGUGCCUCCUGGUGGUCCUGGUGUUCCUGGUGCUGAACGUGGGACCAACGAGUCUGUUUCAGGGUGGCCCGGCCUCCAAGCUCGAGGUUGCGUCAGUGCAGCAGAGCGGCAGACACCUGUUGGGUUUCUCUCCUGAGGCUGAAGGACUCGAGCCCCCCGUCUUCAGCAGCCACUCUGAGAUGGCCGACAGCUCAGAGGAUAAGGCUCUGAUGGUGGUGAAGGAUCCUGCCUUUCUCAGACCACCUCCCCCCUGCCAGCCUCCUGUCAACAGGACCAAGUGCAUGGAGUUGGCCCAUGAGUUGAGAGGUUGGGUCCACCGCCACGAAGUGCAGCAGACCAAGUCCAGGCGCAUGAGUAACAGCAACCACAAACCCAGCAGGACCAUUCUGAAAACAGCGAAUAAGGAGGCUGACAGUGCCCAGAUUGUGACGGUCCAGUACACAGAAACGGCUGAGGAGAAGAAUCCCAGCAGCGAGCUGCAGGUUUACUACGCGCCUCGAAACACCUACAGUGACUUCUUCGACGAGCUCCAUCGUCGCGGCGACACUUUCUACGUCGUGUCUUUCCGCAGGGAUCAUCUUCUACUUCCUGCCACCAACCACAAUAAAGGGAGGCGACCCAAGAUGUCUGUGGUGCUGCCAGCCAUGAACAUAAACGAAAGCAUCAUACGGGACGAGUUUGAGGUGAUGAUGCAGAUCGACUGCGAGGUAACGGACACCAGGAUCCUCCACAUCAGGUCCUCCAGCAUCCCCCCUCUGCUCCGGGUUAACCACACGGACACGUUUUACCAGCACUCCCCGACCGACAGCAAGGCCGCUCCUCCCGUCGGCGUCCUGAUGGGCUCCGCUUAAGAUCAGCUGCGCUCUUUGUAACUCCUUAACAAAACCCACAACACAGAAUACAAGCUCACUUUUUUUGGUUUGUGACAAAUGUUUUAUAUGUGACCACUCACGCUGACUUCUUAUGAUUCCAAAUGAGCUCUGCAGAAACACGAACACAGGAGCAGCUGGACUGUCGGCCGCAUUCUUUAAAGAGGCUGAUGUCCGGCGGUGUGAUGUAAUGAGGUCCGAGCAGCUCCUUGUGUGGCAACGCUGACUUCUCCCUGUAGCCCCAGACGUCCCCCAUAAGGGUAAUUGUUUAGCGGCAGGGGGCAGAGCGUUGAACCCUGAGUCACCCCGUCAUAACACAAAUACUUGUGCCCCUAACAGCUCUCCUCCCCGACGAGCUGCAGAGCGUAGACAACAAACUCAGAUUGGCUUAGUGAAGACAUUAAAAACACGUUUGUGAGAAGCACCCCGGUUUCUGUUUGCAUCUCAGCUACUAAACUGUAGUCGCCCCGAGCUCUCUGUCCAUCUAAAUAAAGUGGGUUUUAUUAGCGCGAUAGCAAGAGAUGCCGGAUGAAUUACCUGCAGCACUCAGUAAACUCAGGAAGUCAGGUGAUCUGUGAAGCGAACCGCUGUGUUGUUGGCAGGUUUCGACUGAUUUCAGGAUUCCAGGCAACGCAUCAUGAAGAAUUUCAGUGCUGCUGUUGUUGUUGUUGGUCUUUGCACUGUUUCUCAGAUUCCUCCACGGAUGUGGACUGUACAUAUUUGUUUGUGUUAGUCUGCAGCAGGACACGUCUGUGGUUUGAUGCUGAGGAUCUUUCUCCGUCUCGUUUGCUUUGUGGGAACUUUUCAUUCUGACAACAGAAAACUCCGACUGACGUCAUUCAUGUAAAGAAACGGUGGAUACGAAGAGAAUUCAUGCUAAAUGUUCCUACCCGGAUUAGCCUGCUGGCAUUUUCUGCUUGGAGUUGUGAUCAUUUAUGAUUUUAGUACUAAUUUGUGUUUGCACUAUCAGUACAGAACCUGGAAAGCUCGGUUCUGGCUUUAAAUGCCUUAUAUUCACGUGUGUUUUCUCCACCUGUGAACGGGGUAAAUUUGAUAUUAAAUAAUAAAUUCUACAUUCUGUAUUAGUCGUAGUAAUCGAUUUCUUAUUUCUGGCCAGUCCUGUGUAUGCUGGUAAAAUGGCAUAUCCUUCUUUUAAAAUGCAUUUCUUUCGCUGCAGGGUUGUACAGAUGGUUAUGUUUUAGCUCAGCAGAUGCUCAUAAAAAAUGUUCAGAAACCUUGUGUUGUUUAAAGCCGGGCUUUCUCUCCUCUCCCCUUCUGGUUUUAGAAGUAUAUUUGAUUCACCACAAUGUUUUCACUGCCCUACUUAUGGACGGAGGACAAGAACAAUUAACGUCUCUGUUUUUUGUACUCCAUUAUGUGCACAAACCAAAAUAAACACUGGAUUUUGUCUUUUUGUCUAAGUA
This is a messenger RNA of Stegastes partitus (bicolor damselfish), 3476 nucleotides long. RefSeq names its product activating transcription factor 6 (gene atf6). Gene Ontology annotation, cellular component: nucleus. The transcript has 16 exons. Gene Ontology annotation, biological process: endoplasmic reticulum unfolded protein response; regulation of transcription by RNA polymerase II. The record is from RefSeq and is a predicted model, not a curated record. Lineage: Eukaryota; Metazoa; Chordata; Actinopteri; Pomacentridae. The coding region runs from base 118 to 2034 and encodes 638 amino acids. Gene Ontology annotation, molecular function: RNA polymerase II cis-regulatory region sequence-specific DNA binding; DNA-binding transcription factor activity, RNA polymerase II-specific.